Cyclopterus lumpus (lumpfish) is the source of this 3886-nucleotide messenger RNA. Its product is annotated as F-box only protein 41-like. Bases 290 to 3136 code for a protein of 948 amino acids. Lineage: Eukaryota; Metazoa; Chordata; Actinopteri; Perciformes; Cyclopteridae. The transcript has 17 exons. The record is from RefSeq and is a predicted model, not a curated record. Gene Ontology annotation, molecular function: protein binding.
AUCACACACACACACACGCGCGCGCGAGGCAACGGGCGCGCGCGCAGACAGUCCCCGUUCCGAGCGGACCGAUCGAUCCUCGUCCCGGACUCCCCCGCCCUGCGCGUGAGACUCCGGUAACUGAUCCGGUAUGAUGAGCUAUUGGUGUUGUUAUGGUAACGCGUGACGUGAGGACCGCUUCCUCAUUGAGGCGGAUCAAUACUAUGGACUAACAAUCACUAACGGGCUAACGGCGUAAACAAACACAACAACAACAACAAACAAACGGUCUGCAGCUUCCUGUAGAAGCAUGUCUUCCUCCUCCGCCUCCUCCUCCUCCUCCUCCUCCUCCUCCUCUUCCUCGGCGCUGCCCUAUUUCUGCCCUCGCUGCGGCGACGCCUUCCGCUUCCCGUCUGUACCUGAGCUCCGUGCUCACCUGGUGAGCCAACACACCUACGAGACCCUGCUGGUGCUGUCGCAGACUCGGGUCAGGAGCUCCAGGUCUACCGCUGUCCUCCAGGCGCCCCCCGGCCCAUCCGUACCCAACAGACAGAGCUCCUCUCUGGGCAUGGAAGCCCCUGUCUUGGCCUACCUGGAUCUGGCCUCGUCGGAGGCCUCCGUGCAGCUGCUCGGGAAGAUGUUUGUCCCGUCAGAUCGAGCCCUGAUCCCUAAGGGACGCCCGCAGGACCCCUAUACCGCUCUGGCCCUCUUCGGCUUCCCCGGGUCCUUGGAGGCCGGGCUCCAGCCGGGCCUCCCCGGGUCCUUGGAGGCCGGGCUCCAGCCGGGUCUCCCCGGGUCCUUAGAUGCCGGGCUCCAGCCGGGCCUCCCCGGGUCCUUGGAGUCCGGGCUCCAGCCGGGCCUCCCCGGGUCCUUGGAGGCCGGGCUCCAGCCGGGUCUCCCCGGGUCCUUGGAGUCCGGGCUCCAGCCGGGCCUCCCCAGGUCCUUGGAGUCCGGGCUCCAGCCGGGCCUCCCCAGGUCCUUGGAGUCCGGGCUCCGGCCGGGUCUCCCCGGGCUCCAGCCGGGUCUCCCCGGGCUCCAGCCGGGCCUCCCCGGGUCCUUGGAGCCCGGGCUCCGGCCGGGUCUCCCCGGGCUCCGGCCGGGCCUCCCCGGGCUCCAGCCGGGUCUCCCCGGGCUCCAGCCGGGCCUCCCCGGGUCCUUGGAGCCCGGGCUCCAGCCGGGCCUCCCCUGGCUGGAUCGCAAAAUCGCCCUGACGUUCGCGGAGGUAGAGGAGAGGGUGAACCGCAAGGUGCGUCGACUGAAGGCGGAGCUACAGAGGAGGGAGGCGGAGCUAGACUGGGAGAGGCACGGCUGGGAGCGGCUGAAGAGCGAGAAACAGGAAGUGGAGGAGAGGGCGGCGCACCUGUCCAGACAGGUCUCUGUUGCCGUGGAGAUGACGGAGCGGCUGAAGAGAGACCUGGAAGGAAAAGACCUCGAGCUGAGUGAACGACAACAGGAGAUGGUGGACCUCGAGUGCUUCCUCAGAGAGACGGCCGACAGGGAGGCCACGGCCAAGUCCAGACUCCAGGUGUUCAUUGAGUCGUUGUUGGAGCGAGCCGACCGCGCAGAGAGACAGUUGCUGCUGCUCAGCUUGCACACACAUCAUCGUCAUCAUCAGCGCGAAGGGUACGCACCUGCACCCGGCCGGGGGGGGCGGAGCCUGGACGGCAGCACCCAUGACGUCAUCGCCGACAAGAUGCAGGAAACCAUCGGCAACCGGAGGAGUUACAGUGUCUCCGGGGAGCAGCCGUACAGCCAGCAUUCCUCCAGUCUGAGGGGUCGCAUGAGGACCUGGUCUCUGGGCUCUGGGGAAGGGGACCUCCUCCUGUACGCUCCUCCCUGGACCCGAUUGUGGGUCGAGGAUGGAGGUUGUGGGAGAACGUGGAGCAAAAGAAACCGUCGGCAAUACAGCACUGAAGAAGAGGAGGAGGAGGAAGAGGAGGAAGAGGAGGAGGAGGAGGAGGGGUUGUGGAGCAGCGCUGAGAUGAGGAGACUGGUCUUCUCCAGGAAGCACACACCUGGUUCAGGUGAACUGUUCUCUGUCUCCUGUUCCAAACACUUCCCGUUUGCCUCUUUCACAAUAAAAGCCCGGAUUGUCUCCCCCCCCUUUGCAGAAGCCCCCUCUUCCCUCCGCUCGACACUGUCCCGUCGCCACGGCGACAGGCAAUUGGGGGUGGACACCCUGAGGCUGAGGGCGGGGCUUCUCUGCGUAUUUCCUUAUUUGGACGUGCGCUCCCUGCUGCUCGCCGCCGAGGUGUGCUCUGAUUGGCGGUUCGUCGCCAGGCACCCGGCGGUUUGGACACGCCUCCGUCUGGAGGACGCCAGAGUGUCGGCCGAGUUCCUCACCACUCUGUCUCAGUGGUGCACUCAGACUCAGUCUGUGGUUCUGAUCAACCUGAAGCCUCGAAGCAGACGAGCCGACGAGUCGCGUGAAGAUUAUCACAAGAACACACGGGGCAGUGUGGAGCCGGGGGUGGAGGCCCUGCUGCGCUCAGCAGGGGGCAGUCUGCUCCACCUGUCUGUCUCUCAGUGUCCUCACAUCCUCACUGACAGGACGCUGUGGCUCGCCAGCUGCUACAGCAGGAGCCUCCAGAUACUCACAUACAGGAGUUCGUCAGACCCUCUGGGUCACGAGGUUCUCUGGGCCCUGGGUUCAGGCUGCAGGACCAUCAGCAGCCUGCAGGUGGCGCCGGCUCACCCCUGCCAACAACCCACUCGCUUUGGAAACCGCUGCCUGCAGAACAUUGGUCGAUGCUGGCCACGCCUCCAGGCUCUCAGUGUGGGCGGGGCCGGCUGUGGGACUCAGGGAUUGGCUGCUUUGGUACACACCUGUGCUCACCUGCAGGUGCUGGAGUUGGAGCGCAUCACCGACCUCGGCCUGCAGGUGGCGACCGAGCUGUGUGAGGCCGGACUGAAGAGCCUGCAGACUCUGGUCCUGACGCACUCGGCCGUCAGCGGUCAGGCCGUGCUGCACUUCCACAGUAUGUGUCGCAACAUCAGAUCCAUAACCGUGGAAGUCGCGGGGUCGGACUACUUUGAGGAGCCGGACUCUCAGGAGGCCCGACGUCUGUUUGGAGAAAUCCUCAACACGCUGCAGGUUCUUCAGAAACGUCCUGGACUCUGUGACGUCCUGCAGGUUAAAGCUGAAGGACUCUGCUGACCUGAACACACACACACACACACACACACACACACAGACAGACAGACACACACAGAGACACAAACACACACACACACACAUAUUGUCCCAGAACUCUGGCACUACAGUCUCUAAGGAGUUCAUGAAAUAAACAGUUAAAUCUGAAUCUCGUUACUUUAAAGGUGGAACCUUUAAGGUGGAACUUUUAAGGUGGACGUGUAAAGUUGCUCCAACAAACCAAAUUCUUCUCUAAACCUUUUACACAAACUUUAAGUCACUUUAAAGUGUCACAAACUAUUUUUCUACCAGCUAAGUCUUUUUUCACUGUACGUAACCAAUCAUCUAAUGUUUAAUCAAUCCUGUCUAUUAUUAAUAUUCAUAUAAGCCUUGAUUCAUUCCUAUUGAUCCGAUCUAACUUAAAGCCCUCUUCUCUCCGGUUCAUAAUUAAUAUCAUAAAUACUUUACUCCUCUAAAAGCUUUAAGAAACCUCAAUGUUGGUCUUUACAUUAAAAGACCUUCUUUUAGUCGUAGAAACCUUUAUUGUUCCUCGUCUCACUGACAACAAGCACACACACGCACAAAUAGAAUUGCACAUUGACUCACACACCAAAGACACCAAUAAGUCAAUAAAUUAAUAAGUCAAUCAAUCAAUACGUCAAUCAGAUGACUUGUUGAUGACAGAGUGAAUCCAUCAUGUGUCUUUCAACGUCUUUAUGAAUAUUUAAAGUUGCUACUUGUUUCAUUUGACCAUCAAUAAAUAAUUUCUCCUCA